UUUUAUCGAAAUUACCUCUAAAUUUGUUCUCCGCCCCGAACGCAUCUCCAUUUCCUGGAGUUGGGGUCGGAGAACAGCCAGAUUUGUUCUGGUUCAGAGAAGGGAGGCUGACCAAGGAUCGAGGAUGAGCGUCAUCGAUAUCCUUACGCGGGUCGACGUAAUCUGCAAGAAGUACGAGAAAUACGACGUCGACAAGCUCAAUGCCGACAAUGUUUCCGGUGACGACGCCUUCGCCCGCCUUUAUGCCUCCGUCGAUUCGGACAUCGAAUCAGCCCUCCAGAAAGCGGAAGCAGCGUCCAGCGAAAAGAAUCGAGCCGCAGUUGUGGCGUUGAAUGCGGAGAUCCGGCGCACAAAGGCGCGGUUGCUGGAGGAGAUCCCGAAGCUGCAGCGGUUGGCCGUGAAGAAGGUAAAAGGGCUGUCAAAAGAGGAACUUGCUACACGCAGUGACUUGGUGUCAGCUCUACCAGACAGGAUUCAAUCAAUUCCAGAUGGGAGUUCAACUGGAGCAAAAACUGGCGGCUGGACAGCUUCAGGUUCUCGCACAGGGAUUAGAUUCGACACUACUUCAGAUGGAAGAUUUGACAGUGAGUACUUUCAGCAGACUGAAGAAUCAAACCAAUUUAGGCAAGAGUAUGAAAUGCGCAAAAUGAAACAAGAUCAAGGUUUGGAUGUUAUAUCGGAAGGACUGGAUACACUGAAAAACAUGGCCCAUGACAUGAAUGAAGAAUUGGACAGGCAAGUACCUCUGAUGGAUGAAAUUGAUUCAAAGGUGGACAAGGCUACUUCUGACCUGAAGCAUACCAAUGUCAGACUUAAGCAGACUGUUACUCAGCUAAGAUCCAGUCGCAAUUUUUGCAUUGACAUAAUCUUGUUGUGCAUUAUUCUUGGUAUUGCUGCUUAUCUGUACAAUGUACUAAAGAAAUGAGAUUCCAAUGACACGAUCAGUCUUCCAUCUGAUUGCGCAUUUGUAUUCCAUCGGGCAAGAGAU
Molecule: messenger RNA, 988 nt
Organism: Zingiber officinale
Lineage: Eukaryota; Viridiplantae; Streptophyta; Magnoliopsida; Zingiberales; Zingiberaceae
Product: syntaxin-71-like
Exons: 9
Coding region: 125-925 (266 amino acids)
Biological process (GO): vesicle fusion; intracellular protein transport
Cellular component (GO): membrane; endomembrane system; SNARE complex
Molecular function (GO): SNAP receptor activity; SNARE binding
Source: RefSeq, a predicted model, not a curated record